AUGGCUACAGAGGACCUUCACGCAAUCUCCGCUGACUGGCUCAAAAGCUUAGAGAUCGCAUCGUCCACUGGAGACGCUAAGUCAUUUGUCAGCCAUUUCGUUUCCGACGGGUGGUUCAGAGACCUUCUAUGUUUUUCUUGGGAUCAUAGAACACUAUCAGGUCUGGGAAAAAUACGCGGAUUUCUCUCGGAGGUUGUUGAUGGAAAGUCACGACUUGAGCACUCUAGUCUUCGUGACUUCAAGAUAGACGACCACACUAUCAAUGCGCCUUCACCAUUCAAAUUACCAGGUUCACAAGGCAUUGAAGGAGUACAAGGCGCUUUCACCUUUAGCAUUACGAACCCAGCUGCACUCGGACGAGGUUUCUUCCGUCUGACACAAGAUACCAAUGGGAAGUGGAAGGCUUUAACUCUUUUCACAAACAUGGAGGACCUCGUCGGGUACGAGGAGUCUUUCGCAGACCAACACGGCCUAUACGAGGAUCGAACAAUAACUUGGGAGGGGGAUGUCGACGCAAAAUUCCGUGCUAUCGAGGCGGACCCCACUGUUCUGAUCGUUGGUGGUGGACAAUCUGGCCUUAUGUUUGCAGCGCGGCUGCGUAGGUUGGGGAUCCGUGCACUCAUAAUCGAGAAAAAUGCGCGUAUCGGAGACUGCUGGCGACAACGGUACCCAACCCUCACGCUGCAUACUCCUGCGUACCAAAGCUCCAUCCUCUACAGUCCCUAUCCGACAAACUUCCCGAAGUACAUUCCUAAGGGGAAACUUGCCAAUUUCCUGGAGACAUACGCUGUUAAUCAGGAAUUGUGUAUCUGGCUCUCCAGUACCAUAACCUCAGCUCCAAUAUACGACUCAUUAUCCGCAAGAUGGACGGUAGAAGUACAGCAUGGAGAUCAGAAAGCAAUCCUCAAUCCAAAGCAUCUGGUCCUUGCCACAGGAAGUGGGAGCCCUCACAUUCCUACCUGGAAUGGGAUGGAUGGAUUCCAAGGAGCCUUGUAUCAUUCCGACUAUCAUAAAGAUGCAGAGCAGUUCCGAGGCAAACGUGUCGUCGUCGUGGGUGCGGGCAAUGCUAGUGGGGAUAUAUGUCAAGAUUUUGUAGCACAUGGUGCCGCUGAGGUAACGUUGGUCCAAAGAAGCGCCACAUGCGUUACAUCCUGCAGCUUUACCCCCAUCAACACUCCUAUCGAGGAACUGGAUUUCCGCAGCAAUUCAAUGCCUCUAGCCUUCUCCCUGCAACUGACAAAAUCAGGUGGGAUCCAACACGUGAAGAUGUUGGACAAGGAACUCCAUGACGGUUUGCGCAAGGCCGGAUUCAACUUAACUUGGGAACUUUCGCCCGGUAGUGGCGAGGUUGGACUGGAAGGAUUUUUGUUUGGCCGCUUGGGAUCAGGAUCUAGUGCGUUCGGAUUUGUUCCUGAGACGGUGCUUGACAUUGGCUGUGGUAAGCUAAUUAUCGAAGGCAGAGUUAAGGUAAAGCAAGGCCAAGACAUCAGUCACUUCAACAAAGACGGGAUCACGUUUAAAGACGGCUCUAAACUUUCAGCAGAUGUCGUCGUCCUAGCUACAGGAAACGAACCCAUCAUGAAGACCACGAGAGCUCUUCUUGGCGAUGAGGUUACCGAUCGACUUAUUCCGCCUGUGGUGUGGGGCCUUGACUCGGAGGGAGAACUUAAUCAGAUAUACCGACCCUCUGGACAUCCGGGACUUUGGUUCGCUGUGGGUCCGUUUGGAGCCGCACGUUUUUUCAGUAAACACCUAGGUCUCCAGAUCUUGGCACGAGAGCUCGGCAUAGCAUGA
Suillus subalutaceus is the source of this 1794-nucleotide messenger RNA. Its product is annotated as FAD/NAD(P)-binding domain-containing protein. Gene Ontology annotation, molecular function: flavin adenine dinucleotide binding; NADP binding; N,N-dimethylaniline monooxygenase activity. The coding region runs from base 1 to 1794 and encodes 597 amino acids. The record is from RefSeq and is a predicted model, not a curated record. The transcript has 13 exons. NCBI's taxonomy places the organism in Eukaryota, Fungi, Basidiomycota, Agaricomycetes, Boletales, Suillaceae.